CCCGCUGCCAACGGACACACUUUCAUAACGCCUCCUUCCACUGUCCUGGAACCGAUUGACUAGUAAAGGCUCCCGACAGCGGCAGGCGUCGCGGAGAAGCGCUCGUCAAAAUGGCGACUGCUGUGGCCGCCAACGAGCUCAAGCAACAGGGCGCUAUCGAGGCCUCCCGCAACCCCAACAACAGCGUCACCGCCGAAGAUGCAGAACGAAAGAUUGUCGAGGACAGCAGGGAGGCCGGCGUGACGGCGUUCACUUUUGACCCCAAUGCCAGCGCCGAGCAGAAGAAGGCCCAGGCCAGAGCUGCAAUUCCCGAGGGCCUCCACCACAGACCCAAGGGCGUAGCGAUCGUAACCGAUCUCGACGAUGGAACCAAGGCCGACGUCGAACUCCCCUCGCCCUCCAAGGCCGGCGCACUUGCGGUUGCCAGGACCGAAGACGGGAAGACGCUUGUGGACGGGAAGGUCGAUGAGGAGGAGGAGGAGGAUUGGGGCAAGACGGGCUGGGCCCCCAGGUUUGGCUGGCCUACCGAAUCGGCGCACGAGGGCGAGAGCAUGCUGGACCACACGACGUGGGUCGAGUCCCAGUUGUCUGAGAAGUACUUCGGAGACUGGUAUCACAACGCGGCCGUCAUUGUGUUUGCCUGCCUCGCCUCGUGGCUAGUAGCCGUGCUCGGCGGCGGCCUUGCCUGGGUCUUCAUCGUCAUGGCCAUCUGCGCGACGUACUACCGCACUUCUGUUCGCCGGGUGCGACGCAACUUCCGCGACGAUAUCACACGCGAAUUGGCGCUCAAGAAACUCGAGACCGACAGCGAGUCGGUCGAGUGGAUCAAUUCCUUCUUGGUCAAGUUCUGGCCCAUAUAUCAACCUGUUCUCGCGCAGACCGUCAUCAACGCCGUUGACCAGGUCCUGAGCUCCGCUACCCCGGCCUUUCUGGACAGCCUGAAGCUCAAGACUUUCACGCUCGGUUCGAAGCCGCCCAGGAUGGAGCAUGUGAAGACGUAUCCCAAGGCGGAGGACGACGUCGUGAUCAUGGACUGGAUGUUCAGCUUCACACCCAACGACACAGCCGACAUGACGGCUCGCCAGAUCAAGAACAAGAUCAAUCCCAAGGUGAUCCUAGAAAUCAGACUCGGCAAGGCGAUGGUGAGCAAGGGUCUCGAUGUGAUCGUCGAAGACAUGGCCUUUAGCGGCCUGAUGCGUCUCAAAAUCAAGCUGCAGAUCCCUUUCCCGCACGUCGAGAAGGUCGAAAUGUGUUUCCUGGAGCGGCCAACCAUCGACUACGUCUGCAAGCCGCUCGGCGGUGAAACCUUCGGUUUCGAUAUCAACUUCAUUCCCGGUCUUGAGAGCUUCAUCAUGGAGCAGAUCCACGGCGCCCUGGCUCCCAUGAUGUAUGCGCCGAACGUCUUCCCGAUCGAGGUCGCCAAGAUGUUGGCCGGCACCCCUGUCGACCAGGCUAUCGGCGUGAUCGCCAUUACCUUGCACGGCGCGCAAGGGCUGAAGAACACGGAUAAGUUCUCCGGCACGCCCGACCCGUAUGCCAUGGUCUCCCUCAACGGAAGGCAGCCGCUUGCGCGGACCAAAGUAGUCAAGGAAAAUUCGAACCCCCAAUGGAACGAGACGCACUACGUCAUCGUCACGUCCUUUAAUGACUCUCUCGACAUAGAUGUCUACGACUAUAACGAGAUCAGGAAGGACAAGAAGCUCGGCUCCGCAUCGUUCGCCUUGGAGAAUGUCGAAGAGGUCUACGAGCAUGAAGGCGAGAGGCUUGAGCUCAACCUAGACGGCAAGGCAAGGGGCGUCUUGCUCUGUGAUGUCCGCUUCUUCCCCGUCCUGGAGCCCCAGAAGCUCCCAGACGGGACAACGGAGCCGCCUCCGGAGUCUAAUCAGGGCAUCCUGCGGUUUACCGUGGAGCAAGCCAAGGAGCUCGACGGCACAAAGAGCAUGGUCGGCCUGCUCAAUCCCUAUGCGAUGCUUCUCCUGAACGGCAAGGAGGUCCAUGUCACCAAGAAGCUCAAGCGGACGAACAACCCCAUUUGGGACAAUGGCUCCAAGGAGAUCUUGAUCACGGACAGGAAGAAUGCCAAGCUCGGGGUCGCUAUCAAGGAUGACCGAGAUAUCGCGGGAGAUCAGCUGAUCGGGACGUACCAUAUCAAGCUGGACGACAUGCUCGAGCUCACGGCCAAGGGGCAGGAGUGGUACAACCUUGCCGGCGUGAAGACUGGUCGUGUGAAGAUGAUGGCCCAGUGGCGGCCGGUGACCAUCGCAGGCAUUGCGACCGGUACGGGGGGCUACGUGACCCCCGUUGGAGUCAUGCGGCUACACUUCAAGUACGCCAGGCAGCUACGCAACGUCGAGGCCCUCGGCAAGUCCGAUCCGUACGUGCGGGUCGUAAUGUCGGGUGUUGAGAAAGGACGCACGGUCACAUUCAAGAACAACCUCGACCCUAACUGGGACGAGGUACUCUACGUGCCCAUCCAUUCCCCGAGGGAACGCCUCCAGCUGGAGGUCAUGGACGCCGAAAAUGUGGGCAAGGAUCGCAGUCUUGGUCUGACCGAGAUUUAUGCGGGUGAUUACAUGGCCCAGGACGAGACCGGCGAGUGGCUCGUCCACGACCAGAAGGAGGAACGCCACGACGGCCUACGUAUGCAUGGCAAAGGCGUGCCAAAGGGAGUCCUCACGUAUACGGUAGCCUUCUACCCGACUCUCAAUGUCGCCGAUCCCGAGGAGGAGGAGGAGGAGAAGGAAAAGGAGAGGGAGCGGGAGAGGGAGAGGGAGAGGGAGAGAGAGAAGGAUCCUGACAAGCUGAAUGGGGUUGACGGCGACAAGGACAAGUCCUCCUUGAGUAGGCCGUCUCUCGAUGCGAGAUCGUCUGCCAGACAGUCUCUGGACGUGAGGACCAACGAGGAGAAAGAGCCUGACGCGCCACUAACGCCGAAGACCCCGACCAGCCCUGCCUUUGCACCGUCUCCCAGGAGAUCGCGAGACGAUAGGGAACCUCCGAAAGUCUAUCUCACUCCGCAAGAGCUCCUUGGAUACGAGUCCGGCUUGGUCAUUUUCAGACUCAUGGAAGCAGAGCUGCCCAAAGCUUCCAGUCAGAUCGAGGUGUUCGUCGACGACAUGGCAUUCCCGUCAUACGUGUCUUCGGCAGCGAGGACACGACACCACAAGUUUGAUGAAAUUGGCGACUGCUUCAUCCGCGAGCUAGAGUUUUCGAGGUUAACGAUCAAGGUCACGGAGAAGUCGGAGAAGCAGGAAGAGGGAGACAAGCAACAUGUUUUGGCUCGGUUGUCAGGAAACACGCUGGACACUCUUAAACAGUGCCUGAACAACCCGACCACUUUGAAGAUGAGGGAUGAGGACGGCGACGUGUACUCAAUCAAGGUCAGCCUGAAGUAUGUCCCGGUCAAGAUGAAGCUCGACCCGAGCGAGAGUAUCAACAACAUGGGCAACCUUCGCGUCGACGUCCUGGAUGCCCAGGAUCUCCCAUCUGCUGACUCGAACGGGAAGAGCGACCCGUACGCUAAGUUCGAGCUCAACGGCCAGGAGGUGUUCAAGACGAAGGUGCAGAAGAAGACGUUGAGCCCUGCGUGGAAUGAGACCUUCAACGUGCUUGUGCCCUCCAGGAUGGCGGCCAAGUUCAAGGCGACAGUAUGGGACUGGGACUUUGCCGACAAGCCCGAUUUCCUGGGCGGCACAGACAUCAAGUUGGACCAGCUCGAGCCGUUCAGGGCGCAGGAGUUCAAGUACCCGCUCGACGGGAAGUCGGGCGUGCUCCAUCUCCGGAUGCUCUUCACGCCCGAUUACGUCACCCGGACUAGGCAGGGCACGUCGACCCUGGUUGGCACAUUUGCGGUGCCGGGCAGGAUCGUGACGGGCGUUGCCGGCGUUCCCCUGAAAGGAGGCGCGGCCAUCGGUCACGGUGUUGGCAAGGGCGCAUCAUUUCUUAUGCGCGGGUUGCGCGGCAAGAAGGACGACGACAGCGUCAGCAUCUCGUCCCGAAGCUCGGCCGACAUCCCGAGGAUCACCACGGAGAGCCCCCCGGAGAGCAAGCCUGCUGCCGCGAACGGCGGGCUUUCGGUGCAGCACAGCCGGAAAGUGAGCGUGGGGGCCUCAUCAAUCCACAGUGCCAUCAUCCCGGGGGCGUCGUCAGGCACCGCGUCGUUCACAGUCAUCUCGGCAUCGGGCUUUGCCCCGUCUGCUGAUGUCUAUGUUACCGUCACACAGGUCAAGGAUGGCAAGACCAAGCAGGUGGGCAAGACGAAGCAUCACAAGCCCUCGAGCGGCAUGGUCAAGUUCGACGAGACAUUCCGCAUUCAGUGCACGCCCGACGCGCAGUUCAAGGUGGAGGCCAAGGAGCAUCACACGUUUGGCAGCGACCACCCGCUGGGCGAGGCGCUGUAUUUUGUGGACGACUCGAAUACCGGGGCAGAGAAGUCCCUGUCGGUGGGGACUGGCACGGUGGUGAUCAAGAGUUCGUUCGCGCCGGCUGCCACCGACGGCGCCGACAAGUUGGUGCCGGAUAGCCCCAAGUCGGCCAAGUCGACGACCAGCGGCAUGAGGAGGAGCUUCUUGAGUAAGAGGGAGCUGCGUGUGCCGAGUCGAGAUGGGACACCGUCGUAGUUGGGUGGGUGGCGGAGGGAAGGGAUGAGGAUUAUCUAAACUCCUCUUGAUAUCUAAAUGUUUCUUGCCUAGGAUACCUUUUUAUUUUUCUUUCUUUUCCUUUUUUUUUUUUUAUUUUUCUUUCUUUUUGGGUCAGGUAAUCAAUGCUUCAAUCUUGAAUUCACCAUUUUGGGUACCUGGGUAGAUCAAAAAUGGCGCGGGCAGCGAGCAGACUGAGCCAAAGUUAUGGUCUCUCAACACUUCGUUGGCAAGCUAAAUGACG
Thermothielavioides terrestris NRRL 8126 is the source of this 4881-nucleotide messenger RNA. RefSeq lists its product as uncharacterized. The record is from RefSeq and is a predicted model, not a curated record. The transcript is spliced from 4 exons. Lineage: Eukaryota; Fungi; Ascomycota; Sordariomycetes; Sordariales; Chaetomiaceae. Bases 111 to 4619 code for a protein of 1502 amino acids. Gene Ontology annotation, molecular function: lipid binding.